This is a messenger RNA of Prorocentrum cordatum, 1060 nucleotides long. NCBI's taxonomy places the organism in Eukaryota, Dinophyceae, Prorocentrales, Prorocentraceae. The record is from the annotation of a GenBank genome assembly.
AUGGACUCCGCGGUCAGAAGCCUGCAAUCCCAGGUCGCCACGAUCAACAACGGACUCGCUAACUUGUCCAACCUGGCCACCUCGUCUUUCGAGGCUAUUCAAAAGCAGAUGGAGGUGCGGAUUGCCACAGUCGAAGGAACGGUCAACCAGCACACAUCCGAGAUCAACAGCCUCAAGAUGCAAAUCACGAGGCUCCAAACCCUCCUCGGGGACAUUCAAUCAGAGAGACCCACGCCGAAGCCGAUCGACCAGUCGUUCAACCGCGAGAUCGACCCGUCCAUUUUGGUCCCGAAGUUGAACUUUGCGAAGGAAUACAGGCGUGGCCAGGACCCGAUUUUCAUGACAGCCCUUGGGAAGAUGACUGAGCUCUACGUUUCGGUCCCGACUCACUACAGCGCUCAGCAUCGGCUACUCACCUCGAUAUGUCGGCAGUUUGUGAGUUUCACGGGCUGGAUCUUGAACCAGCUUUGCGUGUCGGGCGAGGUACUUGACCUUCCCGAGGCUCUCUUCAGACGGGGAGUUCGUGACCGCGCCCCCGUGCAAGUGUCGCUGUCUUACGGCCGUCCUGCGAGUUCGGAUCGGAGGUAUUCCAGCAUCCCCUCAGAGGUUUACCUUCACCCGAAAUACUCCGAGGUUCUCCAGAAUAUUUCAGAGAUUUGCGACAUCGACUCGCUCACCCCGCCCCUCGCCCUCGACUUCGUUACUAGGAUGAUGCAGGAGGCCGCGAAGAUAGCCAGGAACACUAUGCUGCGAUCCUCGCCAGAUAGUCUCUUCUCGAGGCGGUUCCUCAGCAUCGACGUGCUGGAGCGGACCGUCACUCUCACGAAUGCAAGCGAAUUUGCCGAGAUCACUGACCAUAUUCAUCGUCAGGUGAUCCGCGGCCGACUGUGGGCGCCGUUUGGGCGACGGGUGUUGCUCAAAGGCAUCUGUGCGGACGGCGGGGCCGUCGUGCGCGUGCCUAUCGGAGUCCUGCAGCUGCUCGGGCAGCACUGGGGCGCAGUCUUCGGCGAGAGGAGAAAGUCUGACCUCAAUGCCAUAGAUCAGUAUCUCGAGAAGCACG